Messenger RNA from Ylistrum balloti, 834 nucleotides. Its product is annotated as mpv17-like protein 2. Gene Ontology annotation, cellular component: cytoplasm; membrane. Bases 34 to 552 code for a protein of 172 amino acids. The transcript has 4 exons. The record is from RefSeq and is a predicted model, not a curated record. Lineage: Eukaryota; Metazoa; Mollusca; Bivalvia; Pectinida; Pectinidae.
UUGUUUACUAGCGAUCUCACAGAAACAUUCAAAAUGCUUAUUAAUGCAGUAGGGUUUUAUGGCUCCCUGUGGCUAACUGCAGAUUAUGUAGAACAGAAAUUUGUGUGUAGGAAGAAGGCAUAUGACCCUUACAAGGCAGCUCGUUCUGUGACUGUUGGGGCAGGAGUAGUGGCUCCUCUUGUGUAUACAUGGAUGAAGGUUGGCGAGAGAAUACUGCCAGGAAGGUCACUCCGCACGGUGGUAACCAAAGUCUGCAUUGAUGCAUUUGUCUGUGGUCCUAUAACUCUGACAUCAUUUUAUUUAUCAUCCUCUCUGUUGGAAGGAAAGAACAUGCAGGAUUCUGUUGAUGAAUGGAAAAGAAAAUUUUUGCCAACAUUGAAGAGAGCCUGGUGUUUGUGGCCGGGUGUACAGAUGGUCAACUUCAUGUUUGUGCCCCCAACCAAGAGAGUUUACAUGAUAGGGACUGUGUCGCUGUUCUGGUCUGUGUUCCUGUGUUACAUGAAGGAUAAUUCUGUGAAACAUGGAGCAAGUACAGGUUUAGAUGAAGACUAGAAGAUGUAUAUGGGAGACGAUGUAACUGUACCUUGGGAAAAUCCAACACCGGUGAUGACAUCUUUGUCAUAUUGUAGAUCUCAGUAUUCUUUUAUCAGUAAAGUACAUGUAUAAUGAAACCUGUGUUCACCAACAGGGGACAUAGAUUAUCGGUAUGAUAUUCUGUCAAAAUAUCAAGGAAGUUAUGUACCAUCUUUACUGACAUCAGUAAGGAGCAUAACUUUUUGAUCAGGUAUAAAAGUAGUCAAUUUAUUCAGGAUACUGUCUUUACUGACAUGAGAA